Molecule: messenger RNA, 1161 nt
Organism: Leptopilina heterotoma
Lineage: Eukaryota; Metazoa; Arthropoda; Insecta; Hymenoptera; Figitidae
Product: GATA zinc finger domain-containing protein 14-like
Exons: 4
Coding region: 1-1161 (386 amino acids)
Source: RefSeq, a predicted model, not a curated record
AUGGUCAUGUACUACGUCAACAAUAUCAAUAUAAGUAACAAUGACAAUGACAAUAAAAAUGGCAAUAACAAUGACAAUAUCAAUAACAAUGACAAUAACAAUGAAAAUAACAAUAACAAUGACAAUAUCAAUAACAAUGACAAUAACAAUGAAAAUAAUAAUAACAAUGACAAUAACAAUAACAAUGACAAUAACAAUGUCAAUGACAAUAACAAUAUAAAUAACAAUGAUAAUAACAAUGAAAAUAACAAUAACAAUGACAAUGUCAAUGACAAUAACAAUAUAAAUAAUAAUGAAAAUAAUAAUAUCAAUAACAAUGACAAUAACAAUGAAAAUAACAAUAACAAUGACAAUAUCAAUAACAAUGACAAUAACAAUGAAAAUAAUAAUAACAAUGACAAUAACAAUGACAAUAACAAUGUCAAUGACAAUAACAAUAUAAAUAACAAUGAUAAUAACAAUGAAAAUAACAAUAACAAUGACAAUGUCAAUGACAAUAACAAUAUAAAUAAUAAUGAAAAUAAUAAUAACAAUGACAAUAACAAUGUCAAUUACAAUAACAAUGACAAUAACAAUGAAAAUAACAAUAACAAUGACAAUAUCAAUAACAAUGACAAUAACAAUGAAAAUAACAAUAACAAUGACAAUAUCAAUAACAAUGACAAUAACAAUGAAAAUAAUAAUAACAAUGACAAUAACAAUGACAAUAACAAUGUCAAUGACAAUAACAAUAUAAAUAACAAUGAUAAUAACAAUGAAAAUAACAAUGACAAUGUCAAUGACAAUAACAAUAUAAAUAAUAAUGAAAAUAAUAAUAACAAUGACAAUAACAAUGUCAAUUACAAUAACAAUGACAUUAACAAUGAAAAUAACAAUAACAAUGUCAAUAACAAUGUCAAUGACAAUAAUGAUUUAUUCACUGAGAUGAACCAUUCGGAAGAGUCUUCAUCAGAAAGAGAUUCAAGUAAACCCUGCUACAAUUACAAACCAGGGGAGGAUGAUUUGCAAACAAUUGAUUUUGUCCGACAUUACAAUUUGGACGUUUUGGGCAAACAAAAUACAAUGAAGGUUUCCAAGGUCAAAGGAACAAACAGCAUGCAAAUUGCUUACAGAUUGGACAAAGAAGCCGACGUCACGAUACCAACCAGUUAUUUGAAUUAA